Molecule: messenger RNA, 468 nt
Organism: Plasmodium gallinaceum
Lineage: Eukaryota; Apicomplexa; Aconoidasida; Haemosporida; Plasmodiidae
Product: HVA22-like protein, putative
Exons: 1
Coding region: 1-468 (155 amino acids)
Source: RefSeq, a predicted model, not a curated record
AUGGGGCUAUAUAUUAUUCCUAAAAAGAUUAUCCAUUUAAUAAAUAUAAUAGUAUGUAUUAUAUGUCCAGCAAUAAAAACCCACAAUUUACUUUUACUUAAAAAAGAGAAAAUAAAUGAGGAAAAUCUUCAAUAUAUUCAUUUUUUAACGUAUUGGAUUUUAUAUUCAUUUUAUUCCUAUAUGGAAAGUGUAUUAAUAAUACAUUUUAUGAAUUAUAUUCCAUUUUAUUAUGAAAUAAAAUUGAUACUUUUUUUCUGGCUAUAUAGUGAUACAUUUCAAGGGGCAGGAUAUUUAUAUUUUAAAUUCAUAGAAAAGAAUUAUAUAAUUUUGGAUAAAAAAAUUAGUGAUUUAAUCGAAAACAAAUUAAAUAAAAAUAUAACAAGUUUUUUUAAUUUUGAUAAAUCUAAUAAUAAUAUUCAUAACAAAAUAAAAACUACUGUUUCAAAAAAAGAUUUAUAUUCAGAAUAA